Molecule: messenger RNA, 1451 nt
Organism: Trichobilharzia regenti
Lineage: Eukaryota; Metazoa; Platyhelminthes; Trematoda; Strigeidida; Schistosomatidae
Source: the annotation of a GenBank genome assembly
AUGACUUUGACUUCUAAGUCCGAAGUAAAUGGACGUUUCGAUUAUUCACAAGAUAUUGGGAUAGAGUUCAAAACUGAGUCACUUUUGUGUCGCGUGAAGUAUCAAAAUAAUUUACCUGAACUUCCAUUCGACCCCAAAUUCUUAACAUAUCCACUUGAACCGUCUAGGUUCGUGGACUAUGUUGCAACGACCUUAGAGAGGAAUUGCCAGCACGAUCUACUCAAUGAUACAGAUUUAGGUGUGGAGGUCGAUCUAGUAGAUCCAGUGAUUUUCCAUAUUGAAACGAACCCAAUUCAUCACCCGGAUGAUGAGAAACUCCUAGAGGAUGAAGUCCCUGCGUCUUCAAAUACACGAAAAUCUAGACACCAAAAGUCAGUCUCAUGGCUGAGGAAGACCGAAUAUAUAUCCACGGAGCUGUAUAAUCGUUGGAAUAAAUCUGAAAAGGUGGAGUCACGGCUGGGUUACAACGUUAAGCGUCAUCUCAACGAAGAGAUAGUUUACCGUGAUCGUGACAGCCAGAUAAAUGCCAUCGAAGAAACCUUCAUAGCUGCCAGCAAGCCUAUUCACAAACAUUAUAGCAAGCCUAAUGUUCAUGCUGUGGAAGUGCUUCCAAUCCUACCUGACUUUACACUAUGGAGGUAUCCAUGUGCUCAGGUUAUUUUCGACGACGAUCCUAUUCGCAAAAACAAAACUUCCUCACAAAAAGACGAUGUUAGUCAAGCAAUGAUUCGUGGUAUGAUGGAUGACUCUGGUGACCAUUUUGUUGCAUAUUUUCUGCCUACUGAAGAAACUAAACAGUUAAGUUGUUUCGACGCAGAAGUUCAGAUGCCAUAUACCGAAGGUGCUGCAUACGAAUAUGAACUCACUCGGGAGUACAACUGGAAUGUGAAAAACAAAACUAUGGUCAACUAUGAGGAGAAUUAUUUCUUCUGUUUUCGUAAAGAUGGAGUCUAUUAUAAUGAAUUGGAAACACGUGUUCGCCUCAGUAAACGGCGUAAAUUAAACCAGUCGGGAACGAAUAUUGGCGCUUCAAAACCUCUUAAAACUCGCCUAGUUGUUCAUCAUCGAGGAUUUACAGAUGAAGAAUUAGAGGCUCAGACUAAUCGAUUAUAUAUGCUUGAACAUGAUAUUGAAAGUGAAGAUGGCAAUGCAAGUGCUGAUGAAGAUGGCGUUAAUAAAGAAGAAGGGAUAGAUGAGAAAAAAAAGAACACACAAAGAACUAAUGAUAUCGGAAGUGACGAUGGUGAAGAAGAGGAGGAACAAGAAGAGGAAGUCAGUGAAGAUCAAAAUACUGAAGCUGGUGAAGAUGUGGCAGAAGAAGAUGAGGAUGAAGAGGAGGAGGAGGAGGAAGAAGAAGAAACUGAGGAGACUAAAACUCAGAAACGUGUUCCCCCCACUAAAUCUACUAGACGUAAAGUGUAUGACUCCGAUGAUGAUGAUGUUGAUGUUGA